AUUCUUCCCCCUAAUAUUGCAUAUCCUGGUCCAACAUUAGUUGAAUUUGUCUCCUCAAAGAAACAAGAUAAUGGCCGAGGAGAAACACCACCACUUCUUCCACCACAAGGAGGAGACCUCCUCCGACCCUAGGAAAGAGGAGAAGCACCACAAGCACAUGGAGCAACUCGGUGAGCUUGGUGCCGUGGCCGCCGGUGUUUACGCUUUGCAUGAGAAGCACCAGGCGAAGAAGGACCCUGAGAACGCACACAAGCACAAGGUCACGGAGGAGAUAGCGGCCACUGUGGCCGUGGGCAGCGCUGGGUUUGCGUUCCAUGAGCACCAUGAGAAGAAAGAGGCAAAGAGGCAUGGCCACGAGUAGACGACUUUCACCCAUGCAAUUAUUCGAUGCUUGUUCUUGUUGUUUUUAUGAUCGAAUAGUGAUGCAUGGUUAUGGCUAUGGCUAUGAGAGAAAUAAAAUGGGUAUCGUAACUCAGUUUAUGAAUUA
Molecule: messenger RNA, 487 nt
Organism: Zingiber officinale
Lineage: Eukaryota; Viridiplantae; Streptophyta; Magnoliopsida; Zingiberales; Zingiberaceae
Product: abscisic stress-ripening protein 1-like
Exons: 2
Coding region: 71-361 (96 amino acids)
Source: RefSeq, a predicted model, not a curated record